Vespa mandarinia (Asian giant hornet) is the source of this 1266-nucleotide messenger RNA. RefSeq lists its product as uncharacterized. Lineage: Eukaryota; Metazoa; Arthropoda; Insecta; Hymenoptera; Vespidae. The record is from RefSeq and is a predicted model, not a curated record.
GAUAUAGAUUCCGUUUUUUUGUGUAGAUGGCUUACCUUCAGUCAUGGCAGACAUUUCAUGAGUUGCUCUUAUCAAGAAGAAAGUGUAUAUUUUAUUGUCGAUUAAUUCGGAUAUAUACUUCCUGUAGGAUUUCAUUUAUACUUAUUUUUUUUUACAAACUUUAUUUCAGACCAACAACAAACUUAUUAGAAUAAAAACGUGUAGCGACGUCCGGGAAGUGACCUCAGAGACCUUAUUCGUAGGUUCCUACGUAUGUUCUUAAUUUUUUCCUUCAAGUAAAACGAUUUUACAAAAUGGUCGAAGGUAUAUACGCUAUGGAGCAAAUUUUCAUAGACGAAGAAACAGGCGAAAGCUUGAUACAAUCCUUUCGGGACAAUGUAGAAAUACAUGAUACUGUUGGUUCAGUGAAUAAUGUUGAAACUGGUGAACCUGAAGUUAAUUUCGUAAGGACUGCAACGCAAAGAAGUAGAAAGAUACCUUUUCAGAUACCAAAACAAGUGAAGGAUAAUAUGAUGCCUAAAAAAUCUGGUUGUAAAUUAGAUAAUAUGGAAAUGGAACCUGUACCGAUUGGAUCAUCGUUCGGACAAGUAAAUCCCAUCUGUUUGUUUCUACCAGCUAUCAUAUAUUCACGUUGGUUUCUGGCAUUACUUAUGAUUUUUGAAGUUAUUCUACAUGUUUGGGCACAUCACAAAAAUAAGUCAUUAAAAAAUGCUGGUGUAUAUUUUCGUUCGCCAUUCCACGCUAUAUCUUCUGAAUUUUGUGCUCUUUGUCAAAAUGAGACGUGUAUGGAUCGUGUUGGAAAAUUGCAGCAAAAACGGAUGCACAAAUUCUUUCGGCAGUGUAAUUAUAUGAAGAGAAUAGUUACAUGAAAUAUCUUUAUACAGAAAAUGUUAAUCUUGUAACAUAUUGUACUGUGUCAUAUAUUGAUUAAGUAUAACAUGUUUACAGUUUUACAUUAGGGCAAUUUUUUUUUUUGUAUAAAAUAAUCUAAAUUGUAUAAUAAUAUCUUAAAUUCGAGUUAUCAUAUUAUUAAUAACGACUUAAUGAAGAACUAAUCCGUUUGUAACGUAGAAGAAAAUAUUCUAACAAAAAUCAAAAGUAAGACUAAAUAUGUUUUUAUACAAAAUAAAAGGUGGAAGCUUAAUGUUUUAUACAAUGAACAAAAAAUGAAUAAUAGAAUACGAUUAGAUAGUCGUUGUUCAUGCAUCUUUGUUCAUAUAGUACAAGUAUUUUAUUGUUAAAAUAUAGGUUUAUAGAGGUUUUAUU